Molecule: messenger RNA, 1296 nt
Organism: Cotesia congregata
Lineage: Eukaryota; Metazoa; Arthropoda; Insecta; Hymenoptera; Braconidae
Source: the annotation of a GenBank genome assembly
AUGAGUGCGAACAAGCGCCGAAAAAUAUCGUCGUCAUGGGAAGUGAGAGAUGGCCCGAGAACGAGAUCGAGAACUUUCACCCUGGAGACCCUGCCGCCAGAAGUUUUGGAGAUGGUUUUCAAGUAUUUGCCUUGUCAAGUUGUCGCGACAUCCGCGAGACUCGUGUCCAGACAAUGUCAACUAGUAGCAACAUCAGUCCUAAACGGAGCAUUCAUCUCUGCGGGACAUCGCCUGGAAGCUGCCAUGCUUCGAACAGAGGCACGAAUAUCCCAGCUGAAAAACGAGACCGACGUCCUGGCCCACAGCCGGGCCUUCAACAUCCUAGAGCUGAUUCGCUCUCAGUACAAGAUGCUGAGAGCUGUAACCUGGCGCUACACACACCCACCGCGUCCAGAGAAGUUUCCCCGGCUGUGUUUUUACGCCGGGAGUCUCCUGGACGAGCUGAACAACCUUCUGUACCUCGCGAAUGUAAGACCAGCCGCUCUGAUCGGCCCCAAUGGACCGGAUGCAGUAGUAACCGCGUUCUUUGCCCUUUGCAAACGUUUCAUGAACUAUUUCGAGAAGGUCUCGGAACGCAAACUCAACAGAUCAGCCCUAGUAUCCGGUUGCAAGGCCAUCGACAUACUGGACUGCCUGGCAGAGGGACGCCGGGUAGUAGGAUUCCGAUUGACAACAGGACGCGGGAACCGCGGGAGCAUUCUCUGCAUGCAACUCCGGUACGUGAUGCGUCGCGCCUGGUUCACCUGUCUGGAAGUCCCGCGUGCCGUGGACGAGACAUCCUGGCGCGACGAGCAACGAUUCAUGCACCUGAGAUUGAGACGGUUGGUCGGAAGCGUGAACGAGCACCACUACGAGGCCGUCCACCACGACAGAGAAAGACUGAUGCACACCAAGAGGAUGCCGCUUCCAAGAAUCCCAGUCUCCUCGACCUACUCCGGCUACGGCGAGUACGGAGGACAAUUCUUCUACUACGGUAACAUGAACCGGUCAGCAUUUGCCAACAAGUUUCACCUUGCCCCAGAGUCUGAGGACUACGAAGCUGAUGACCGCCAGAAUUCUCGAGGAAUCUCCAAGUUCGACCUGACAAUUUCCGUGGAUCUUCGUUGCUCUCCGGAGCUCGCUCCCUUCUUGGUCAGGUCUAUUCUCAAGAGCGACGACUUUGAUCAUCCCAGAGCUUCCCAUAAUCCAGAAAUUUACAUGAAGAUGAAAGUCUCUUGCCCUGGAUCUGUCGCCAACAGACUCCCGGGUAAUUUUAUUUGGGAGCAGAAAGCUUGCAAGCGAUCUCAUAGUUAUUGA